Cyclopterus lumpus (lumpfish) is the source of this 3413-nucleotide messenger RNA. It is a transcript of the gene pck2, whose product is annotated as phosphoenolpyruvate carboxykinase 2 (mitochondrial). NCBI's taxonomy places the organism in Eukaryota, Metazoa, Chordata, Actinopteri, Perciformes, Cyclopteridae. Gene Ontology annotation, cellular component: cytosol; mitochondrion. The coding region runs from base 471 to 2369 and encodes 632 amino acids. Gene Ontology annotation, biological process: cellular response to glucose stimulus; gluconeogenesis; hepatocyte differentiation. The transcript is spliced from 11 exons. The record is from RefSeq and is a predicted model, not a curated record. Gene Ontology annotation, molecular function: phosphoenolpyruvate carboxykinase (GTP) activity; GTP binding; manganese ion binding.
UUUCCGGGAUGUUCCUUCUGUGCGCUAGUUUUUCUUGCUCUCUCUAGACGCGUGUCAGUCGGGAGGGGCAACCGGUCGACAGGUCCGCGGUGUGGAGGAAGCACAACAUCACCAUAUGGACACAACCUCCGAGGAACUAAACGACAUUUUAAACUUUAACACAGGCGCGCCUCCGCCGCCUCAAAGUUGAACAGGGCGCGUUUUCCUCCUCGCGUUUGAAAGCGGUGAGGCGUUCGCGGACACUCCGGGAAGUUAUCUUAUCCGCAGCAGUUCGCUGGUUACAUCAAGGUCUGUCCGUGUGAAUGUCCACGUUGAACAAAGUGCAAGGUUCCCUCACAGCUUAGAUAUGAGCUGCGCGCGGCUGUAGUCACCACUGCUCCUCACUUUCCCUCUGCAGCCGACUUAAAUGUGCCCUUUUGCUGUUUCUUUUUUGUUUUGUUGUAUAAACUAGUUUUAUUUUGACACCGAACAUGUUGCUCGGAGUAAUACGAAGACAUGGUGGUGUCGGGGCGAGCGUCGGGGUUCGGUCCCUGGCCUCCAUCCCCUCGCUGCCCCCGGCGGUGGCUGAUUUUGUGAAGAGAGCUGUGGAUGAGUGCAAGCCCGCCGGUGUGCAUGUUGUGACGGGGACACCCGAGGAAGCGGCCAACAUCCUGGCCGGCAUGGAGAACGACGGGAUGGUCAAGAAGCUUCCCAAAUAUGAGAACUGUUGGUUGGCGCGUACAGACCCAAAGGACGUGGCUCGGGUGGAAAGCAAGACUGUGAUUGUGACCAAGAACCAGAGGGACACCAUCCCCAUCCCGGCUGGAGGGGUGAAGAGCCAGCUGGGCAGCUGGAUGAGCGAGUCUGACUGGCAGACAGCCAGAAGGGGGCGUUUCCCGGGUUGCAUGGCCGGUCGGACCAUGUAUGUGAUUCCCUUCAGUAUGGGUCCUGUAGGCUCGCCUCUGACUAAAUAUGGUGUCCAGGUGACCGACUCGCCGUACGUUGUGGCCAGUAUGGGGAUCAUGACUCGUAUGGGCACACCUGUGCUGAACAAACUGUCCGAAGGGGAGGAGUUUGUCCGCUGUCAGCACUCCGUGGGGCGACCCUUACCACUCAAAGCCCCUCUGGUCAACUCGUGGCCCUGCAACCCGGAGCAGGUGCUGAUCUCUCACCUGCCGGACACCAGGCAGAUCAUGUCCUUCGGCAGUGGCUAUGGAGGGAACUCUCUCCUGGGGAAGAAGUGCUUCGCCCUCCGCAUCGCCUCGCGCAUCGCCAAGGAUGAAGGCUGGCUGGCCGAACACAUGCUGAUUUUGGGCAUUACCAACCCUAAGGGAGUGAAGCGUUAUGUAGCGGCGGCCUUCCCCAGUGCCUGUGGUAAAACCAACUUGGCCAUGAUGAAACCAGCUCUGCCAGGCUGGAAGGUUGAGUGUGUGGGCGACGACAUUGCGUGGAUGAAGUUCGAUGGCCAAGGGAAACUGAGGGCCAUCAACCCGGAGAACGGUUUCUUCGGCGUGGCUCCCGGCACCUCGGACAAGACUAACCCUUACGCCAUGGCCACCAUUGUCAGAAACACCAUGUUCACCAACGUGGGCGAGACCAGCGACGGAGGAGUGUGGUGGGAGGGCCUCGCCCCCCCUGCAGCCGGGGUCACGCUCAAAGACUGGCACGGAAAAACCUGGCAGCAAGGAAGUGCGACUCAGUGUGCCCACCCCAAUUCCCGCUUCUGUGCCCCGGCGGCUCAGUGUCCCAUCAUUGACCCCCAGUGGGAGAGUGAGGAGGGCGUUCCCAUUGACGCCAUCAUCUUCGGUGGCAGGAGGCCGGAAGGGGUCCCUCUGGUGUACGAGUCUUUCAAUUGGCAACACGGAGUCUUUAUUGGAGCCUCCAUGAGGUCUGAAGCCACGGCAGCUGCUGAACAUAAAGGCAAGAUGAUCAUGCACGACCCCUUCGCCAUGCGGCCGUUCUUCGGUUACAACUUUGGCGACUACCUCGCUCACUGGCUGAGCAUGGAGAGCCGAAAGGCGCCCACUCACCUGCCCAAGAUCUUCCACGUCAACUGGUUCAGAAAGGACCCCGCGACCGGCGCCUUCCUCUGGCCCGGCUUUGGCGAGAACGCCCGCGCCCUGGAGUGGAUCUUCAAGCGCUGCAGCCGGGAGAGGGAGGACGAGGCGGCCAAGAAGAGUAUUAUCGGCUGGCUGCCAGAAGAUGGCGCCAUCGACACUAAAGGUCUGAGCAGCGACGUGGAUAUGGGCGCCCUGUUCGACGUGCCCAAGUCUUUCUGGCAGAACGAGACGAAGGAGUUAAGAGCCUACUUCACCCAGCAAGUUGGAGCGGAUCUGCCAGCUCAGGUGGAGGCUGAGCUGAAGGCACUGGAGCGCCGAGUGCACAAUUAAAACCCUACGGACAGGAAGUCCAGCCAGACAGGGCGGUUGUCACUGAUGACUCAGGAUUCAGAUCGUUAGGGUGCACUCAAGAGUCACUUGCUGGGUUUACAUACACAGAGAACUUGGUUCUGUCCCUGCAGUUUUGGUUUUAUCAACGUGAACACAAACGCUGAGAUUGGAGAACCAGGUUGAGAUUUCCCUGUGGUUGCGAAACACCCCACUCCUCUUUUGGUUUUCACAAAUCACAUGGGAUAUGUACGGAAAUGCAGGGAUAAGAGCGUUCUAGUACUCGCUCCUCAGUCAAAGAUGCUUUAUGCGUUUUUUACAAUGAUCGGAUUAAUAAACUCUGUGUGUGAAAACGCAACCAGUGAAUCUCGUCUUUCUCUUUUUAAGAAGAGAAAUCUGUUCGGAAUGAAAAUGUCAGCGAUAAAAAGCUAAUGAUCUACAACACAACAACUUUGGACAUGACUUCCCACUAACACCACUGGUGAGAGAGGCUGGUGAUGGAGAGGGAGGUUUGUCUCAACAUGAAGGUUAAAUUUCUUUGAGGUUGUCAAACCUAUUCUACAAAGAAGCUAAUGUCACUACCUCCAUUCACUCACCAGACCGGGCAUUGUACUAAAACACAAUCAGCACGGCUUUGUGGUACCUUUCGAGGUGUUUAACAAUACAACGUCUGGGCUGCUAAUGUUACAGGCUGAAGCCCAAAGAUCUAAAAAAUAUUUCUCCUAAAGCUUUUAAGUGAAUUUUAGCACCAGAUCUUUUAAUACACUAUUGACCGAGUCUCAGGAAAUGCCCUCUCUGUUUUGAAUUAAGCUUUAUAUUCAAAUGAAUUUAUAUCAGAAGACGGCAAAACAAGUACCCAAAACAUUGUACCCGUUUUCCAGUGGGAAUUACUAUGCAUAUUUAAUUUUGCCGCUUAUGUAAUGUUUGUGAUUUCAGGUGAUGUUUACACACAAUUUGUGAAAUGUUGGACCAAUAACUGAGAUUAAUAGGAAAUUGUAGAAGUCGUAUAUGGUUUUUAUUACGAUGCAACAAAUAAAUGUCUUCAAA